GUAGUCCUAAAGUUCGAAACGUCAAAAUUGUUUUCAUGUCACCUUUUAUCUCAACCAAACUUGAAAAAUGACAAAGAAAUCUCCAAAUUCAAGAAAAAUAUUUAGAUAAUAUAAUAAGGUUCAAAAUAAAUAUGUCAGAUCCCAGUAUGAAUGAAUCCACAACAACAAGUGACACUGAAGAGGAAGAAAUUGAGCCUAAAUUGAAAUAUGCGCGAUUAUCUAAUGAUUUGCAAAGUAUCUUAUUCAAAUCUGAAGCAACUUGCAUUUGCGUUCACCCAAAGUUUAUAUGUCUUGGAUCACAUUGGGGCGUUAUUCAUCUUCUUGACCACCAGGGAAAUAACAUAGAAGGAAAAGAACUGAAAGCUCACACAGUUGGUGUCAAUCAGAUUUCAAUAGACUCAAACGGAGAAUUCAUUGCCACAUGUUCGGAUGACGGGAAAAUAUUCAUUCACAGCCUAUUCAACAAAGAGAACAAUUUUACCUUGAACGUUGGCCGUUUAGUGAAAACUGUUGCACUCGAUCCAAAUUAUAACAAGUAUGGAAGUACUAAAAGAUUUAUUUUAGGUGACGAUAAGCUAACGUUAUAUGAACGAACUUUUCUGGGAAGUCUGAGACCUACUGUUCUCUGUGAAAGUGAGGGUUUUGUUAGGAGUUUGAGCUGGAAAGGAAAUUUUAUAGCGUGGUCUAGCAAUGUUGGUGUUAGAGUUUAUGAUAUGAAUGCUAGAUGCUCCUUAGGUCUCAUCAAAUGGGAGGAGCAUAAAAACUUGUCUAUUGAGAAAUUCAGAUGUAAUUUACGAUGGGCGGAUGCUAGAACGUUACUUAUAGGGUGGGUUGAUACGGUGAGAGUGUGCAUAAUCAGAAAGAGAAGUAACAUUGAACUAGCCAAUAAAAAUCUUCCUGAAUAUUUAGUUGAUCCAGUUUCUACCUUUCAAACGGAAUUUUACAUCAGCGGAAUAGCACCGCUGGACCAUCAAUUGGUACUUUUGGGAUGCUCCAAAGAAUUGGAUGAAGAUCAAAAGAGUUUACGUCCCCAGUUGUACAUUGUUGAAUAUAGGGAUAACGAUUACACAGACAUUUGUACCGAUAGUUUGUCUUUACGUGGUUAUAAAGAGUAUAGUGUGAAUGAUUACCAUCUAGAUGUGUUAUUAGAAGAGAACAGAUUUUUCAUUGUCGCUCCCAAAGACGUCGUCGUAGCUAGCCCUUAUGAUUUAGACGACAGGAUACAGUGGUUCAUACAACAUAAAAAAUUCGAAGAUGCUCUGGACAUCCUGAUAAAGAGCGAUGGGAGGGGGGUUCGAAGGUAUAACCUUGAAAAUGUGGGGGUACAAUAUUUGGACUAUUUGUUGGCGAACCAGAUGUGCGACCAGGCCGGUAAAUUAUGUUUGAAAAUUUUUCAGAACAAAUCGGCUUUGUGGGAGGAGCAGAUUUAUAAAUUUGCCGCUAAACAUCAGUUGAGAUCUGUUAGUCCUUAUAUCCCAAGAUCUUACAAUCACAAGUUGAAUCCUCACAUUUACGAAAUGAUUCUGUAUGAAUUUUUGAAAUUGGACAGCCAGGGAUUCUUGAAUUUGGUUAAAGAAUGGGAUCCUCGACUUUACAACGUAGUUGCUGUAAUUAAUGCUGUUUUAGAGCAUUUAUUGAUAUGCGACACCGAUAAGAAUAUGUAUCUCGAAGCUUUAGCCAUAUUAUACAGUUACGAAAAAAAAUAUGACAAAAGUCUCUCUAUGUACCUAAAAUUAAAGCACAAAGAUGUUUUUGCCUUAAUACAAAAACACAACCUUUAUGGUGUCAUACAAGAUAUGUUGGUAGAUCUCAUGGACUUAGACUAUAAAAAGACUGUCGCUUUGCUCAUGGAAAAAAAUCACAUACCUUCGGAAACGAUCGUAGAAAGCCUCAGCAAACACGAAUUUCAUCUAUACAGGUAUUUACAUGAGUUCGAUAAGAAAAAUCCAAAGGGGGAAUACCACAGGGAAUUGGUCAGACUGUAUGCCAUGUACGACAGGGAGAAAUUGUUACCGUUCCUGAAGAAAUCUGAAUAUUAUCCCAUUCAAGAAGCUCUGAAUAUUUGUCAGAAAGAAAAAUAUUAUCCUGAGAUGGUUUUUCUCCUCGGAAAAAUGGGUGACACGAAGGAAGCUCUGGAGUUGAUAAUCAGUAAGCUUCAAGAUAUGCAACAUGCCAUAACUUUCUGUCAAGAACACGACGAUCCUGAACUUUGGUGUGACCUGAUGAAUCAUUCGGUGGAUAAACCCGAGUAUAUUAAUUUUCUUUUACAAAGUAUAGGAACAUUUGUCGAUCCCACAAUGCUCAUACAAAAAAUCAAAGAUAAUACUGUGAUACCUGGUCUGAAGAAUUCCCUAGUCAAGAUGCUGUAUCAAUAUAACUUACGAGUUUCUGUCCAGGAAGGUUGCAAGAAAAUUUUAAUGUCCGAUUACUUCAACCUUCAGCAGAAGUUGGUCAGAGUACAACAGAAAGGUGUGUCGAUCAUCGAGGAGGUGGUGUGUGGGGCUUGCCACCGAAAGAUCAUCGAGAAGGACUCUUCUAGAAUGACUAACAUAUUGUUGUUCAAUUGUAAACACGCAUUUCACGAACAGUGCAUGCCCGAGGGCUCUGGAACUUGCGGAAUAUGUUAUCCAUUGAAAAAAAGACCCAGCUAAUCUCGGCGGUGAUUCUCCUAAUAAAGACGCUGGAAAUGAAUCUUGAGACCUACACUCAUACCGGAACCAGACAAUUUGAGGAUAAUAAUAAAAAAAACGUUUGAAACGUAGUGAUAAAUCACAAAUGUCCAUUUUGAACAAAUAUCUAAUCUAAGUGGGUUGUAGCUUUUACAAUUUGAUUUCUGCAUUAUAUUCUUUGGUGUUUCUGUGCAGUGGAAUUGUCGAAAUGCUCUGGAUGGCAUCAAUUACUUCGCUACUGCGUGCUACAAAUGUUUUUCAAAUUUGUAUAUAGAUGUAUUCAAAGUAUAUAUAUUUUGCUAAGGUAAGAUUGAAAACAGUUUUUACUAUUAUUUAAAAAUGUGAUAUAUCCAUGAUGAUUUUGUGUAAUAAUCAAUAUAUAAGAUGAAAAGGCGA
Messenger RNA from Coccinella septempunctata (seven-spotted ladybird), 3065 nucleotides. It is a transcript of the gene lt, whose product is annotated as vacuolar protein sorting-associated protein 41 homolog. Gene Ontology annotation, cellular component: late endosome; HOPS complex. NCBI's taxonomy places the organism in Eukaryota, Metazoa, Arthropoda, Insecta, Coleoptera, Coccinellidae. Gene Ontology annotation, molecular function: protein binding. The record is from RefSeq and is a predicted model, not a curated record. The coding region runs from base 132 to 2651 and encodes 839 amino acids. Gene Ontology annotation, biological process: macroautophagy; cellular response to starvation; protein targeting to vacuole. The transcript is spliced from 14 exons.